Messenger RNA from Peromyscus eremicus (cactus mouse), 1168 nucleotides. RefSeq names its product XIAP associated factor 1 (gene Xaf1). The transcript is spliced from 6 exons. Bases 191 to 1039 code for a protein of 282 amino acids. Gene Ontology annotation, biological process: apoptotic process. The record is from RefSeq and is a predicted model, not a curated record. NCBI's taxonomy places the organism in Eukaryota, Metazoa, Chordata, Mammalia, Rodentia, Cricetidae.
GGACUAGAUCAUGCUGCAGGGUGGCCUUCUGGGAGUGUCCAGUUACAGGGACCUGGGAACCGCCCCGGGCUGAGAAUUCUCCAGGUCCCCUCCUCCCUGCUGCUGUGAGCCAGGCUGGGGAAACACUUUCAGUUUUGUUUUCUUGUAUGCAGUAAAGGAAACUCCACAGAAGUCCUCUGAGGAGCAGAGCAUGGAGGCUGACUUCCAGGUGUGCAAGAACUGCAAAAGAAAUGUGGCCUCUGUCCACUUCACCCUCCACGAGGCCCACUGCCUGCGCUUCCUGGUCCUUUGCCCGGAAUGUGAGGAGCCCAUCCCAAAGUUAAAGAUGAAGGAGCAUGCAGAAGCUGUGCACCAGCAGACCAAGGACAUCCAACAGCAUCCUGCCAAGUGCAAAUUCUGUGACCUGGCUGUGCACCUCAGCAAGCUGGAUGUCCACGAGUCCCACUGUGGCAGCCGGACAGAGCGCUGUCCACACUGCAACCAGCCCAUCAUACUCCGAGUGUUGGCCCAGCACAAAGAAGUGUGUCUGAGUGCAAAGGCCAGGUCUGAAGAAGGGAAGAAAACUGUAUCUCCUGGAAGGAAAACCCAUUCCAAUUACUGCAAACAAAUGAUUCCAGAAAAUAAAGAUGUCUCCCAUAUGAAACAAUGUCCAGCCUCCAGGACUGUGAAAUAUCUUCAGGAUGGAAAGCCAAAACUCCUUCCUCCAUCCUUUACAAGUCAGGUGACCGGAAAUCAAACACCCACAGUGAACAAAGAUGUUCGCCCAAAGACAAAAAAUAGAAACAGUUCAACAAAGCAAGAGGCAAAGGACCAAAAUGGCACCCUGGAUCUGUCUUUGAGGUCUGCGCUCCAGCAGAGGGCUGCUCUUGCUACAGGAGGAGAUGAAGCAGCCUAUGACAUCUUUCAGAGGUGCUCUCAGUGUGGCAUCUUACUUCCCUUGCCUGUUCUAAAUCAGCACCAGGAUAAGUGCCUGAGGUUAGCUCAUCAAAAGAAAAAACAAGUGAGAGAACCAGCUAGCCCCAGAGGAAAGAGGUCCUAGGAUUCAGAAGAGCUCGAGUUCACACUGGCUUCCCAGUUCACACUGGCUUCCCAGCUUCCUCUCAUGAUGGUCACAACUUUGUUUUCUUUACCAAUCCUUGUAAUUGAACUUUUUCCCUUUAAUUUUUGA